AUGGCGACUUGGCGGUUAAGUUCGUGGGCUCGCACCCUUUCUGCAAUUCGAGGCGUCGAGGCUGCCCACCAUCGGUGGAAAUCCAGCUUCACCAGGGCUGUGAUCACCGGGUCCUCUGUGGCCGGAAAGAAGAAGAAGAGAGAACUGACAGUGCACUGGAUGGAGGACCCAGAGCCGGUGGAUGAAAACGUGUAUUCGAAGAACUCAGACUUCCAUGGCUACGACGAGGACCCCGUGGUGGAUGUCUGGAAUAUGCACGUCGUUUUCUUCUUUGGUUUUUCCAUCGUCCUGGUCUUCGGCACCACCUUUGCGGCUUAUGUGCCUGACUACAGGAUGGUCGAGUGGGCCCGCCAGGAAGCUGAGAUGCUGGUGAAACACCGAGAAGCCAGUGGCCUCCCCAUCAUGGAAUCCAACCGUUUUGACCUCAGCAAGAUCCAGCUGCCGGAGGACCACUGAGGGCGCGUAGGUAGCCCUACCUCGCCCACUCCCUGCCUUUUUUACUGUUCA
Molecule: messenger RNA, 507 nt
Organism: Acomys russatus (golden spiny mouse)
Lineage: Eukaryota; Metazoa; Chordata; Mammalia; Rodentia; Muridae
Product: NADH dehydrogenase [ubiquinone] 1 beta subcomplex subunit 11, mitochondrial-like
Exons: 1
Coding region: 1-456 (151 amino acids)
Source: RefSeq, a predicted model, not a curated record